AUGCUCAGCUGCUGCCUCGCCGCCGCCGCUCUCAGCGGCCCCAAUUUUGUCACGCCGCUCCUCCAGUCGGGCAGUGUUGCCGACGCGCAGGCCGCCUCCCGCGUCUCACUGCCUGGCUGGAGUGGCGACCUCUACUCGGGUUUCUUCACGGUGGACGCGGCGACAGCGAGCAACACCUACUUUGUCUUUUCAAAGGCACUCUCCAAGCGCGACGACGCGCCCGUCCUCCUCUGGCUCAACGGCGGCCCCGGCGCAUCCUCGCUGCUCGGCUUUUACGAGGAGCUCGGUCCGUUUGGCAUCUCGGCGGCCGGAGAUAUCGAGCCGCGGACGGUCAACUGGAACAUGGACGCCCACCUGCUCGCGCUGGACAACCCGCUCGGCACCGGCUUCUCCUUCACCCACUCGCUCGACCGCAUGGCCACCAACCAGACCGUCGUCGGCGAGGACCUCUACUCCGCGCUCCAGCAGUUCUUCGACCUCUUCCCGGAGCUUCGCGCCAACGAGUUUUACGCGACCGGCGAGUCCUACGCGGGCAAGUACAUCCCGUCCGCCGCGUACGCCAUCCACAGCCACAACGCAAAGGCUGCGCCGCCGCGGCGGAUCAACCUGCGCGGGAUCGCCAUCGGCGACGGCGCCUUUGACCCGCCCACGCAGCUGACCGGCUUCGGCCCGCUGCUCUUCUCGCUCGGCCUCGCGGGCGGCGGAGCCAGGCCGAGCCUCGCGGACGCCGACCAGGCAAAGGUGUACGAGGCGUACGACCGAAAGGUGGAGAAGGCGCUCGCCAAGGGAGACACGGAGCUCAACGGCGACUACUUCCAGGGUACCUUCUACGCCAACACGACCGGCAUGGGAGGCAACUACUUCAACUUCGCGCAGCCCCCCUCGGCGGGGCUCGGCGACCCUCGACCCUUCGUGCGGGAGGCGCUGCACGUCGGCUCGGUGCCGUACGCCAUCUUCAACCAGACCGUGGAGACACAGCUGCUCGCCGACUGGAUGGUGGGCGUUGUGCCACAGCUGCAGGCCCUGCUCGAUCACUACCGCGUCCUGAUCUACUCCGGCCAGAAUGACGUCAUCCUCGGCCCCCCCGGCACCGAGCGCGCCGUCAACAAGCUGCAGUGGUCGGGCUCCCGCAGCUAUGCCGCCGCAAAGACGGAGCCGAUGUACGGACCCUCGGUCGCCGGAGGAGCCGCGGACCUGAUGGGGUAUGCGCGACGCGCCCAAGGCAAGUCGUCCAACUUUACGUACGUGCUGCUCCGCGGCUGCGGCCACAUGGUGCCCACCGACCAGCCGGCACUCGGUUCGCUCGAGAAGGCGCAAGGCGGCGCCAAUGCCGCCCGCUCCCCGCUCCGCGCUGCCGGCACGCCAUCAAAUUUUCUGGACGUGGGCCCUUGCGGACGCGUCGCCUGCUAG
This is a messenger RNA of Emiliania huxleyi CCMP1516, 1410 nucleotides long. RefSeq lists its product as hypothetical. NCBI's taxonomy places the organism in Eukaryota, Haptophyta, Isochrysidales, Noelaerhabdaceae. The record is from RefSeq and is a predicted model, not a curated record. The coding region runs from base 1 to 1410 and encodes 469 amino acids. The transcript is spliced from 7 exons. Gene Ontology annotation, molecular function: serine-type carboxypeptidase activity. Gene Ontology annotation, biological process: proteolysis.